AGUCAUGCUGACAAUGUACGACUGUCUUCCAAUAAUUAUAACCGCAUUGAAGAAAGUGAAAAUUUCUAGUCUCCAUAACGGAAAAUGAAAGUGAAUAAAAUUUCAUCCUGUUUCAUAGUCACGUUCAUCCAGCUGUGUAAAUACCUAAGCAACGCUACGAUAGACAUCAACAUACCGGAGCUACACUAUUUAGCAGAUCAUUUGACUUCAGAGGAAUGCAGAAAAUUGGUAGCGGCGGCGCAUUUCAAGAACUACGAACUUCCCAACGCCCUAUCUGAAGCGGAAUUGAAAGUAACCAAGGAUUUAUCCUGCUUCCAAUUGCUCCUGCAUUGGAACUCCUCUCCCGGCGAAGGAAAAGGGCAAACUCAUGAAAUUUUAGAGCACAGGUUGCGGCAACUUGGGAAGUAUCAAUUAGCCGAUACACUCGGAAAAACCGUGUUUGAUGAAAUCGGCAAAGAUCUGGAAAUGGCCCUCGAGAGUGGAUUGAAGAAUUCGGAUAACGAGAGUACUAGCGAAGAUUCGUUUGAAGAUGCCACUGUUAAAUAUGAAGAUCCUACUGAAUGGACACCAAUCGAUAGCAUUUUGUUCAGUCUUCUGUCUGUUCUAUUAAUUGCUUGCGCCUUUGUAUGUGGCAUUGUUCUAUUUCGCUACGUUCGUCGCAAGGUGCGUCAGUGUAGGAACAAACCACCAAGAACGUACAGAAAGAUCGAGUUGAGUGAAACAUCUGAUAGUGAAUCCGAAGAAAAAUUCGAUAUCCGUAAUACAAACGUUUAUAUGUUCACAGAUUGAGAGCAAAAUUUCGAAUCUUUACAAGCUUUGUAUCUUGAUGGCAUUUAUUGAUCCACC
Molecule: messenger RNA, 846 nt
Organism: Coccinella septempunctata (seven-spotted ladybird)
Lineage: Eukaryota; Metazoa; Arthropoda; Insecta; Coleoptera; Coccinellidae
Exons: 1
Coding region: 85-789 (234 amino acids)
Source: RefSeq, a predicted model, not a curated record